Molecule: messenger RNA, 2557 nt
Organism: Cercospora beticola
Lineage: Eukaryota; Fungi; Ascomycota; Dothideomycetes; Mycosphaerellales; Mycosphaerellaceae
Gene: HSP60
Product: chaperone ATPase HSP60
Biological process (GO): protein import into mitochondrial intermembrane space; apoptotic mitochondrial changes; mitochondrial unfolded protein response
Cellular component (GO): mitochondrial matrix; mitochondrial inner membrane
Molecular function (GO): ATP binding; protein-folding chaperone binding; ATP-dependent protein folding chaperone
Source: RefSeq, a predicted model, not a curated record
GGGCUAGCGUGCGUCUGAGCAGCGAGGAAGACUCCAGAAGGUCAGGCGAAGAAUAUCGAGUCCGGCCAAAACAUCUUCUCCAUCUCUCCCAUCUUCCUCCCCUUCUCCCCCAUCAUCAAUCGCUUGGAGUCGCGGCGUUGUCAUCAAGCUUCUUCAUCAUGCAGCGCGUUCUCUCAUCCACACCCCGAGCUGCGGCUCGUCAGGCGAGAAUACGGCCCGGCUCAUUGACGCAACAACGAUUCGCACACAAGGAGCUCAAGUUCGGCGUCGAGGGCCGCGCUGCUCUGCUGACCGGUGUUGAGACUCUCGCCAAGGCUGUGGCGACGACAUUGGGCCCCAAGGGCCGCAAUGUGCUGAUUGAGUCCAGCUACGGCUCACCCAAGAUCACCAAGGACGGUGUGACAGUAGCAAAGGCCAUCCAGCUCAAGGACAGGUUCGAGAACUUGGGCGCCAAGCUGCUUCAGGAUGUUGCCAGCAAGACCAACGAGGUCGCUGGUGACGGCACCACCACCGCCACUGUUCUCGCCAACGCCAUCUUCUCCGAGACCGUAAAGAACGUCGCCGCCGGCUGCAACCCAAUGGACCUUCGCCGUGGUACACAGGCCGCCGUCGAGGCCGUCAUCGAAUACCUCAAGGCCAACAAGCGCGAUAUCACCACAUCAGAGGAGAUCAAGCAGGUUGCAACCAUCUCCGCCAACGGAGACACACACAUCGGUGGUCUGCUCGCUACUGCCAUGGAGAAGGUUGGAAAAGAGGGUGUCAUCACUGUCAAGGAGGGCAAGACGAUCGAGGACGAGCUUGAGGUUACCGAGGGUAUGAAGUUCGACCGUGGUUUCAUCUCGCCAUACUUCAUCACCGACACCAAGUCACAAAAGGUGGAAUUCGAGAAGCCAUUGAUCCUUCUUUCCGAGAAGAAAAUCUCGGCCGUUCAGGAUAUUGUGCCAGCUCUUGAAGCUUCCCAGCAGCAGCGCCGACCUCUGGUCAUCAUCGCUGAGGACAUUGAUGGCGAGGCCCUUGCCGUGUGCAUCUUGAACAAGCUCCGUGGCCAGCUUCAAGUCGCUGCUGUCAAGGCUCCAGGCUUCGGUGACAACCGCAAGAGCAUUCUCGGUGAUAUCGCGGUCUUGACCAACGGCACUGUUUUCACCGAUGAGCUCGACAUCAAGCUUGAGAAGGCCACCCCAGAUCUUCUCGGUUCUACUGGAUCUAUCACCAUCACUAAGGAGGACACUGUUAUCUUGAACGGCGAGGGAAGCAAGGACAUGGUUGCCAACCGCUGCGAGCAGAUCCGUGGUGUCAUGGCUGACCCAACGACCAGCGACUACGAGAAGGAGAAGCUCCAGGAGCGUCUUGCCAAGCUUUCCGGUGGUGUCGCAGUCAUCAAGGUCGGUGGUGCUUCUGAGGUUGAGGUCGGUGAGAAGAAGGACCGCAUGGUCGAUGCUCUCAACGCUACUCGUGCUGCCGUUGAGGAGGGUAUUCUCCCAGGUGGUGGCACUGCUCUCCUCAAGGCCGCUGCCAACGCUCUCUCCGGCGUGAAGCCAGCCAACUUCGACCAGCAGCUCGGUGUCUCUAUCGUCAAGCAGGCCAUCACUCGUCCAGCUCGCAACAUCGUUGAGAACGCUGGUCUCGAGGGCUCAGUCGUUGUUGGCAAGCUUAUGGACGAAUUCGGCAAGGACUUCAACAAGGGUUUCGACAGUGCCAAGGGCGAGUACACCGACAUGAUCGCCGCUGGCAUCUUGGAUCCGUUCAAGGUUGUUCGCACUGGUCUCUCUGAUGCCUCCGGCGUCGCUUCAUUACUUGGUACCACCGAAGUUGCCAUCGUUGAGGCACCCGAAGAGAAGGGCGCAGCCGGCGGCAUGCCUGGAGGCAUGGGCGGUAUGGGCGGCAUGGGUGGCGGUAUGUUCUAAACUGCUCGCCCAGCCUGCUCGACCGACCUACACCACCUUGUACCCUGAUCUCUCAUGAUAUAUGAGUGCGAAGCCAUGAUACCCAUGCCCGACUGGAAUUCUGUUGCCGGUCUGUAACAACACUAUUUUAUACUACUACCAAUCGUGCUUGUCUGGAUUGUACACACGAUGGAAGCCAAGGCGAGAAGGAAAGAAAGCCAGCGAACGUUAUACAUACUAAUCUCCGCUCUGAAAAGAAAGAGAAUGGAAUGGGUUUCUACCUUUGCAUUGGGCGGCGUACGGCACGGCCCCAUUGUGAGAGCCCGUGUAAAUGGCCAUUUGAGACAAUUGUGUGUAUUAUAGUGUCACUGAUAGCGUUUUGAAGAAAAGUGGUAGAAAUGUGAUGGGUACGCUGUGAGCAAUGAUUCCACUCACCGAUACCUCAAGUGGAAAGUCAGCGAAUCUACACAUCACAAGCUCACACUUGAGAUCAAGCGGACCACUUCAAAGCAGCUAUGGCACUUCACUUGAAGCCGCGAAAUCAAACAGGAGCUGUCCGCUUGGAUGCAUAGUAGCAUCGCUCACUUGAAUGCGUUCACUCCACCGCGAUCAAAAAGCUCGCACUCAUCAACUCGUUUCACAAAACUUCCACCACAGUGACACUGACUUCUUGC